Molecule: messenger RNA, 948 nt
Organism: Bufo gargarizans (Asiatic toad)
Lineage: Eukaryota; Metazoa; Chordata; Amphibia; Anura; Bufonidae
Product: odorant receptor 131-2-like
Exons: 1
Coding region: 1-948 (315 amino acids)
Biological process (GO): G protein-coupled receptor signaling pathway
Cellular component (GO): membrane
Molecular function (GO): G protein-coupled receptor activity
Source: RefSeq, a predicted model, not a curated record
AUGGAGAAUUUAACAUCUGCUUCUCAGAAUGCUACUCUGAUGUUCUCUUAUAAGGUUGAUGAUUUCACCCGAACUGUUUUUCUGAUUACAACCAUGUCCUGUUUCACCUUUUUCUUCUACUUCAUCGUCAUUAUGCUGAAGGUCUUCUUCACCACUCCUCACAUACAGGAGAACCCUCGAUACGUCCUCUUUGUCCACAUGCUCAUCAAUGACACGUUGUAUAUCAUCUUCACAAAUUUCAUGGUAGUGUCUUUCAUGCAUGCAGUAUACUUCCCCAUGGUUGUCUGCUUCAUCAUUAACACCUUGACUGGCUGUUCCUUUCUAGUGACCCCAUACAACCUGGCCCUCAUGUCUCUAGAACGUUACAUAGCCAUAUGUUUCCCAUUGAGACACUUACAGUUUUGUACACCAAAGAAAGUUAAAUAUGCAAUUGCUGGGGUCUGGAUUAUAGGGUCAUCUCUAAGUUUUGCAAACUUCAUUAUGGCGAUGUACUUCGCAGAAAGAACCUCAUAUUCCCUUAACGUGGUGUGUGACCGUCAAAAGCAGAAGAUAACCCCCAUACAAAACGUGAUCAGGAGCUUAACUAAUAUCCUCAGCUUCACCAUGGUGGCCUUGAUCAUUAUAUUUACCUACAUCAAUGUCAUGCUGGUUGCCAGGAGGAUCGGUUCUGGUGGUUCUUCAGCCCUUAAAGCUGGUAAAACUGUGAUGCUCCAUGCCUUCCAACUCAUAUUAUGUAUGGUCGCCUUCAUCUCCACCGUAACUGAGGCCUACGUAAAGAAUUACUUGUAUUACUUACUCGUUUUAAACUAUGUUUUGUUCACGUGUGUGCCCAGAUUCCUCAGUCCGCUGAUCUAUGGGGUAAGAGAUGAGGUUUUUCAAAAACAUAUAAGAAAAUAUUGCACAAUCACUCAUGUCUGUCGUCCACAACGAGGUUUGGAAAAAUUAUAA